AACUACCAAGUUCAAGCUGUUCCAGUGAACCCACCCUUCUCUCUAACAUCUGCCUUUGAGUUAUUGAUGUAUUCAUACUCUGCAUACUGCCCAUUGAAGGAGGUGUCCAAUUGGACUUGUGCCUAUUGCAACACACAGUACACACCAGCUGGAGGUCUAGAGAUUGUAUCCACAUUCGAUCAUGUAUUCUCAAACACCUUCGGAUACAUUGGAAUAACUGAUAACACAAACACAGUUGUGAUGGCAUUCAGAGGAACUCAAGGCCCAGACUUGAGAAACUGGAUCACCAAUCUUAACUUCCCACAGGUGUCACCAUACCCAGCUGACCCAUCUGCAAUGGUCCAUCGUGGAUUCUUGGCCGCCUACAAUCAUGUCCAGAAGGCCACUCACGAGGGUCUGAUCCUCGCUCAACAAAAGUGUCCACACUGCACUAGAUUCGUGGCCACUGGACACUCCCUUGGUGGCGCCCUCGCCAUCUUGGCCGUGGCCGAUGUCUACCCAAGCAUUAUCAGCUUGCCACUCGAGAUGUACACAUACGGCUCGCCCAGAGUCGGCAACCCAGCCUUUAACGAGUACUUUGAGUCUACUGCCCUACAAUCAAUCUGGCGUGUGGUCAACUACCACGACAUCGUGCCACAUCUGCCAACCAAGGAGAUGGGCUUCCAUCACCUGCCCACCGAGGUCUGGAUCAAGUCGCCCUCCAACCACACUGAGUACGUUAUCUGCAAUGGCUCUGGUGAGGACCCUCACUGCUCUGACCACGCCAUCGUUGCCCUGAGCAUCCCAGAGCACUUGGACUACCUCGGAAUCGAGAAGCAAUACUGCUAA
This is a messenger RNA of Acytostelium subglobosum LB1, 828 nucleotides long. RefSeq lists its product as hypothetical. Lineage: Eukaryota; Evosea; Eumycetozoa; Acytosteliales; Acytosteliaceae. The record is from RefSeq and is a predicted model, not a curated record. Gene Ontology annotation, biological process: lipid metabolic process. The transcript is spliced from 3 exons. The annotation marks the transcript as partial.